AUGCCAAACUUAAAUUCAAACAGUCCAGAAAAUAAAAGUGUGAUAAUAUCAAAGCGACGUUUACAUGUUGACUCAAAACCUGGGGACAUGGGACGACCAGUAGUAGUACCGGAAAUUUUACCAGUGUAUAUUAAAAAAUUAGUGGACGACGGAUGGGAAAAACAUGCAUUUAACCAAUACGUUAGUGAUUUAAUAUCGGUUAGAAGAACAUUACCGGAUCCAAGGGAUGCAGAAUGUAAAAAACCUGGAAUGUAUUUAGAACAUUUACCCAAAACAUCAGUUAUAAUUUGUUUCCAUAAUGAAGCAUUGAGUGUUCUAUUACGAACUGUUCAUUCCGUUUUGGAUCGAUCACCAGAUCAUCUCAUUCAUCAAAUUAUUCUUGUUGAUGAUUUCUCAGAUAUUCCCUAUACAAAGAAUGAAUUGAUGGAUUAUGGAUCGAGUUAUAAAAAAAUUAAAAUUGUUCGAACACCAAAACGAUUGGGAUUAAUACAAGCACGUUUAUUAGGUUUGCAACAUGCCACCGGUGAAGUAUUAACGUUUUUGAAUUCGCAUUGUGAAUGUGCUUCUGGUUGGUUAGAACCAUUAUUAGAUCGGAUUGCACGCAAUUCCACGACGGUUGUUUAUCCAGCCAUCGAUAUUAUUGACGAUGUAACAUUUGAAUACCAAGUUAGAAAUAAUACAGCUAUACAAAUUGGUGGUUUUGAUUGGUACUUAAGAUUUAAAUGGCAAUCAAUACCUGAACGAGAAAGAAGCCGACGUAAUCAUAGCUCUGAACCAUUAUGGAGUCCAACAAUGCCCGGUGGAGUAUUUAGUAUUGAUCGAAAUUUUUUUGAAAAACUUGGGACCUACGAUAGUGAUUUCUAUAUAUGGGGUAGUGAGAACUUAGAAUUAUCGUUUAAAACCUGGAUGUGUGGAGGUACUUUAGAAACCAUUCCAUGUUCACAUGUUGGGCACAUUUAUCGAAAACGUUCGCCAUACAAAUGGCAAGAAGAUGCAAAUGUAACCAAACGGAAUACCGAACGACUUGCAGAAGUUUGGUUGAACGAAUAUGCAAAAUAUUAUUACGAAAAAAUUCAAUACACAUUGGGUGAUUAUGGAAAUAUAACAGAAAUGAAAGCACUGCGGGAACGACUUCAAUGUAAAUCAUUCAAAUGGUAUUUAGAUAACAUAUACCCAGAGAGGUUUAUUCCUGGCAAUGCAGUGGCAAGUGGCGAGAUAAGAAAUGGAUUCUUAUUUUCUAAGGAAACUGAAUACUGUUUGGAUUCCUUUGGACACGGACAAAUUCAAUUAUAUCCAUGCCAUAAAGCAGGUGGCCAUCAGUAUUGGUUGAUAAGUCAAGCUGGUGAAAUUAGAGAUGACGAAUCGUGUUUGGAUUAUGCUAGUAACCAUGUUGUGUUAUAUCCAUGUCAUGGAUUAAAAGGAAAUCAACAAUGGACUUACAAUGAAAUAACGCAAUUACUUUAUCAUGAAUCUACUAAAAAGUGUUUAAGUAUAAAUGAAAGAAAUGCAAAAUUGGCUAUGGAACUUUGUGUAAGAAAUCUUGCAAGAAUGCAAUGGAUUAUAGAAAAUUUUAAUGCCAGUGCCAGCAGAAUGAAAGAGAAGUAA
Messenger RNA from Chrysoperla carnea, 1605 nucleotides. RefSeq names its product putative polypeptide N-acetylgalactosaminyltransferase 9. Bases 1 to 1605 code for a protein of 534 amino acids. Gene Ontology annotation, cellular component: Golgi apparatus. The record is from RefSeq and is a predicted model, not a curated record. The transcript has 4 exons. Lineage: Eukaryota; Metazoa; Arthropoda; Insecta; Neuroptera; Chrysopidae.